AUCCCAUCUGUCACCAAACAUUGUCUUGUCAACGAAGCUAUAAUAAUUUUCCUAUCCAUAAAUAUCGGAAAAUAGAAGUUUAACAAAAUACAAACGACUUGAGAAAUACAGUGAGAGGCUCAUAACUGAUAUAGUGAACACCGAAAAUUUACCAAAAUGCCAUGUAUUCGAAAGGACAUAUUUUGGAUCGGUAUAAUAUGUUUAAUUAGUUUUUGUUAUGGAGAACAUUUGAAGUCGUCAUCUUCAUCGAGCGAACAGAGAAACCAGAAGUCGGUAUUUUCUGAGCCACAUAUUAACUGGAAAGAUAAAGGAAAUUACAAUUAUAAAAUUGAUCAUGAAAGUGAAAUUUUAUCAAGGUCAAAGCGUGCCAGUAUACAGAACCAAAGUAUGCAAAGUUCCAGUGAAUCAACUGUAAACAAUCAAAUUGUGAAUUCAACACCGAGCUCUUCUACUGAAAGUAAUAAUAUGGCUGCAGAAAAGAAUGAAUCUAUAUUGUCAGUAGUACUUGUAAAUAUUUCUGCAUCUGCAACUCCUAAUGCCUCUGUGGUCAGCCCAUCAGAUGCAGCACCUUUACCUGAGAAAAGCUCUGCAGAAGAUGAACACAACAGUUCUAUGGCCAUAUUUUUUGUAUUGUGCGUGCUAGCACUUGGUAUUCUACUAAUUCAUCUUAUGCUUCAAACUGGAUUCUCAUAUUUGCCUGAAAGUGUGGUAAUAGUGUUCCUUGGUGCUUUGAUUGGUAUGAUUAUAAACUUGAUGUCCAUUAAGAACAUUGCAAAUUGGAGGAAGGAGGAAGCAUUUUCUCCAACUGCCUUUUUUUUAGUACUCCUACCUCCUAUAAUUUUUGAAUCAGGUUACAAUUUGCACAAAGGAAACUUUUUCCAAAACAUUGGAUCCAUUCUACUUUUUGCAAUAGUUGGGACUGCUAUAUCAGCAUUUGUGAUUGGUGCAGGCAUAUAUUUGCUGGGGCUGGCCCAGGUAGUGUACAAAUUGAGUUUUGUGGAGUCUUUUGCCUUCGGCUCUCUGAUAUCAGCAGUAGACCCUGUUGCUACAGUAGCAAUCUUCCAUGCACUUGAUGUAGACCCAGUGCUCAACAUGUUGGUUUUCGGAGAGAGCAUACUGAAUGAUGCUAUUGCUAUUGUUUUGACAACAGCUGUUUUGGAUUCUAAUGAUCCUCUAAUGUCUACUGGCGAAGCCAUCCUUUCUGCAAUAAAUAGAUUUUGGUUAAUGUUUUUUGCCUCAGCGGGAAUAGGAGUCUUGUUUGCACUUGUUAGUGCUCUACUUUUGAAACAUGUUGAUCUACGUAAAAAUCCAUCUCUUGAAUUUGGUAUGAUGUUAGUUUUUACUUAUGCUCCGUACGUAUUGGCUGAGGGUAUUCAUCUAUCAGGAAUUAUGGCAAUAUUAUUUUGUGGAGUAGUAAUGUCUCAUUACACACAUUUCAAUUUAUCUACAGUGACACAGGUUACUAUGCAGCAGACUAUGAGAACUUUAGCUUUUAUUGCUGAAACCUGUGUAUUUGCAUACUUAGGAUUGGCUAUAUUCAGCUUCAGACAUCGUGUGGAACCAGCACUUGUAGUUUGGAGCAUAGUCAUGUGUUUAGUUGGCAGAGCUGCAAAUAUUUUCCCACUUGCUUUACUCUGCAAUAAAUUCCGCGAACACAAGAUAACUAAGAAAAUGAUGUUUAUAAUGUGGUUCAGUGGACUACGAGGAGCAAUUUCCUAUGCACUAUCACUACAUUUGGGUUUCUCUGACGAAACACGUCAUGUGAUCAUAACCACGACUCUUAUAAUAGUAUUAUUUACAACUUUAUUCUUUGGUGGAUCAACAAUGCCUUUACUUAAGUUUUUGAGAGCUAACAAAAAAACAAAGCGUUCAAGAUCCUUACGUAAGCAGAAAGAAGUAAGUUUGUCAAAAACACGGGAAUGGGGCCAGGCCAUAGACUCUGAACAUUUGUCUGAGAUAACCGAAGAGGAAUUAGAGGUAAAUUAUUCACAUGCAACCCGACUGCGAGGCUUUGUGCGGUUAGACAUGAAGUAUCUCACUCCUUUCUUCACCAGGAGAUUUACUCAUCAGGAGUUAAAGGAUUGUAAAAGCCAAAUGACGGAUCUUACCAACCAGUGGUAUCAAGCUAUUAAAAUAUCGAAUGAUCGCGAAACUGACGAAGAAGAGAGUUUACAACAAAGCUCACAUUCCAAUUCGCACAGCAGUCUGCAGAGAGGUGUUUAAACCAUCACAUAUUUACGUAUGUUUAUAUACUGAGCCUGAAUUAGGUUGUACAACUUUCAGAUGAUUCUAAGACUAUUCCAUAACACGUAAACAUUUGCGGUGUUACAAAAGUCAAGCCGAAAGCCGUACGCAUACGCUACAUUUUUAUCUAAUAUGUAAUGAGCGCAAAGAGGAAAAUCACAACCAAAUGUAUAGAUAUAGAGUUUGCUUAGAUAUUACAAAUUAUGAUAAAGUAGAUUUUUUGGCUAUGAUAACUUAUUAUAUUUUUGAAAAUACUUUUGUAACGCCGUUUAUUUAGCUAUCUUAUUGAGUGAAGUGCAAGCUUAGGGAAAGAAAUAGCUGACGGAAUAGUUAAUAAUGUGACCUGAUUUCUUGCAUUUUUGUGCUAUCUUUUAUUCUAGUUUAGUUCGCGCGUUUUUUUGUGUAGUCUUGAGCUUGCACUACUUCUACAAAUUAAAGAAAAUGAGAUAAGUAAUUUAUACUAUGUGUACCUAUCUAGUAAAUGAAUGCGGGCACCUUUUUAUUGUAAACAUUAACGCAUUAAGAGAGCGUCCUCGCCCAGACUCAAAAAUCCGGGUGUCCGGUGGAAAAUUGUGGAUUUGAAAAUUGAAAAAGACGCUGGCGCCGCGGCGCCGCGUUUGUGGGACUCUCUGAUUGAACCAGCGAAAGUGGGUGCGGCAAUUAUUUGUCAGUUUGGGAGACGCAACAAAAUGAUCCACGAGCAAUGUUCCCUUGGGACCGCCACCGCGCUGUAUACCUACAACAUUAAUUCAUUUUCAGCAAAUAUACCGAUUAUAAAGGAUCACCGGAUUAUUAAAUGUUCAAACAUUUUCAGUAUUGUCACUAAUUAUGUAAUUGAAAUAAUUGUAUAAAAUUCGGUUACGUUAGCAAUUACACAGAGUGACUAUUUUUAUCAAGGAUUCCUAUCGAGUAUUAUAAUUUAUUUUAGUCAAGAAAUGUGUGAUAUGAUUGAAUGUUUAGAAAAGGAUUCGACUUUUAUCUAAAUCGUAUGUCUUUGUCUUUGGCGUGGCAUGUAAAUUAAUUAACAACAUGAGCUUGUCACAAGAGUUGUCAUUGAAUGGGUCUCUCAACACAAGUUAUUAUUUACAAUCGCAAAUAAUACAUGCUUUAUCAGGCCAUUGUAGUAUUUUGGUUGUGUAAUGUAGAUAUACACAUUAAAUGUGAUUUCAUAGUAAUAGGUAUUGUAAAUGGUUUGUACUUAAGCAUUGUUAACUAGCUUUAAUUUUUAUUUUUUCAUCUCUGUGCAUAAAUUACAUUUAGUUGAAAUGAUCACUUAUCAUAGUUUAAAAUUCAAGAUUGACUUUUUGAUACAGUGUCAAACGUCUUACACUCAACGUUGAGAUUCAUGUCUCAUAUAUAUCUUGUAAAUAGUUUGCGGUACAAUUCUGUGCAUUGCACUUAGAUUUGAUACAUUCAUUCAGGGGCCCGAUUCUCCUAAGUUAAUAAUGUCAAAAUCGAAUAGAAAUUGAAUCGCAAUAGCAGUUUUAACCAUAUCGGGCACUCUGCUACUAAUAUAAGACCAAUCGUAUUCCAACGACAUUC
This is a messenger RNA of Helicoverpa zea (corn earworm), 3786 nucleotides long. It is a transcript of the gene Nhe1, whose product is annotated as sodium/hydrogen exchanger 8. NCBI's taxonomy places the organism in Eukaryota, Metazoa, Arthropoda, Insecta, Lepidoptera, Noctuidae. The transcript has 7 exons. Bases 157 to 2223 code for a protein of 688 amino acids. Gene Ontology annotation, molecular function: sodium:proton antiporter activity. Gene Ontology annotation, biological process: sodium ion transport; proton transmembrane transport; regulation of pH. Gene Ontology annotation, cellular component: Golgi apparatus; membrane. The record is from RefSeq and is a predicted model, not a curated record.